Messenger RNA from Pyrus x bretschneideri (Chinese white pear), 1776 nucleotides. Its product is annotated as probable serine/threonine-protein phosphatase 2A regulatory subunit B'' subunit TON2. Lineage: Eukaryota; Viridiplantae; Streptophyta; Magnoliopsida; Rosales; Rosaceae. The record is from RefSeq and is a predicted model, not a curated record. The transcript is spliced from 12 exons. Gene Ontology annotation, molecular function: calcium ion binding. Gene Ontology annotation, biological process: cortical cytoskeleton organization; microtubule cytoskeleton organization; regulation of dephosphorylation. Bases 90 to 1520 code for a protein of 476 amino acids. Gene Ontology annotation, cellular component: centrosome; spindle.
GCUAAGAUUUUUAUACAUGCCCGUGGCAGCUAGGGCUUUGUUCAGCGACUCUAACCGUGCGCGGGCUCCGGGUUGGUCCGAGUUCAGCAAUGUACAGUGGGUCCAGCGACGGCGAAGGCCAUGAGGCCGCGCAGAGGAAGAUCCCUCCCGCCUCCUCCAUGCUCUGGGUCCGCAAUCUCCGCCGCUUCAUCGGAUCCGGCGCCGGACUCGGAUCCGAAGCCCUCAUGGAGCUUGAAACAAAAAGAAUCUUGCUUGAUAUUUUCAAAGAGAAGCAACAAAAAAGUGCUGAAGCUGGCACAAUCCCAAGUUUCUACAAGAAGAAACCUGAAGAAGGAUCUAUUAGUCAGAGGGUCCAGAGGCUGGCAAAAUAUCGUUUUUUAAAGAAGCAAUCAGAUCUUUUGCUAAAUGCGGAUGAUCUAGAUGCUAUGUGGGUUUGCUUAAGGGAAAAUUGUGUGAUUGAUGAUGCAACUGGUGCAGAAAAGAUGAACUAUGAAGACUUUUGCCACAUUGCCUCUGUAUGUACGGAGCAGAUAGGGCCUAAAUGUCGUCGCUUUUUCAGCCCUUCAAAUUUCAUGAAAUUUGAGAAAGAUGAACAAGGAAGAAUUGCCAUUCUGCCCUUUUACCUUUAUGUGAUGAGAACGGUUUCACUUACUCAAGCUAGAAUUGACAUGAGUGAACUUGACGAGGAUUCUGAUGGUUUUCUUCAGCCUCAUGAAAUGGAGGCCUAUAUACGAGGCCUUAUACCUAAUCUAGCACAAUUACGGGACAUGCCUUCAGGCUUUGUUAAUAUGUAUUGCCGCAUAGCUGCACAGAAGUUCUUCUUUUUUUGUGACCCUCAUAGACGAGGAAAAGCCUGCAUAAAGAAGGUGUUAUUGAGUAAUUGUCUCCAGGAACUAAUGGAACUGCACCAGGAAACUGAGGAAGAAGUCACUGACAAUGAGCAAGCUGAAAACUGGUUCUCUUUGACAUCCGCCCAGCGCAUAUGCGACAUGUUCAUUGCUCUUGAUAAAGAUUCGAGUGGAUCAUUGAGCAAGCAGGAACUUCGAGAAUAUGCAGAUGGGACAUUGACUGAAAUUAUCAUUGAAAGAGUGUUUGAUGAGCACGUUCGGCGUGGAAAAAGUGGCGGAAGUUCUAGGGAAAUGGACUUCGAUAGUUUUCUGGAUUUUGUCCUGGCCUUAGAGAACAAAGACACUCCAGAGGGGUUAACAUAUUUAUUUCGAUGUCUUGAUCUUCAGGGAAGGGGUUACCUUACAACAGCUGAUAUACACUCUCUUUUCAGGGAUGUACAUCAGAAAUGGAUUGAGGGCGGAAACUACGAAUUGUGUAUUGAGGAUGUAAGGGACGAAAUCUGGGACAUGGUUAAACCAGCUGAUCCACUGCGGAUUACCUUGGCUGAUUUACUAGCUUGCAAACAAGGCGGCACUGUUGCCAGCAUGCUCAUUGAUGUGCGCGGUUUCUGGGCGCAUGACAAUAGAGAAAAUCUGCUCCAAGAAGAAGAGGAACCAGAAGAAGAAUCGUAAAUACACUCCGAGGACUCAAAAGUUUGCCCCCGGGCUUUACUAACAAAUUUAGAGGUUUUUUCGUUCUUUUGUUUUGUUUAUUUAUUUAUUUUUUUCCUUUUUUUUUCGAGUUUUAUGUUAACGAAAUGAUUGCUUUGAAUUGUGUAAGUCAAUGUGGGAUGUAAAAUAACAAGUAUAGCAAAUUGUUGAUUGGAAUGCUCGGACUAAAUGUGAGAUCAUAGAUGCAAGUACAAUAUAAAUUUUGUUUGACUUUAAA